Messenger RNA from Aegilops tauschii subsp. strangulata, 3377 nucleotides. The record is from RefSeq and is a predicted model, not a curated record. Lineage: Eukaryota; Viridiplantae; Streptophyta; Magnoliopsida; Poales; Poaceae.
AGGGGAACAUUAACUUCAAACCAAAGAAAAGCACAUCAAAAUGCUACAUUACAUGCAAAUACAGACUUGUUACUUCAACAGUAAAGGAAAAAAUAUAAUGGCAGAAUUAAAUUUGUCAAAUUCCAAUGCAGUAGAUCAUCCCACUGGAUGAUUCUUGUCAUGGCACCUAACAGAAAAAAAAUAGGAAUCCCACUUGCAUAAAAUUGGAUGCUUAACCAAUGCUUAUGUGCUUGAAAUACAGAAAUACAGUGCAUUAUAAUCAAGAUUUUGUGAAUUGACUGAAGAAGUUGCCACAUACAACAUGAAGUUGAAACACAGGCAGAACAUAUUGUGAACGAAUUAACAGGAAAGAUACUUGGCAUCGGACUAAAUGGUAUUAUGAGAACUAUCAUCCCUCCUGGCUACCUCACGACACAGAGUUAUAUGGCACUUUGCACCUGUUAUCAGCAACAGUCCUCAAGGAAAUCCGCACCAGGGGUGUGGGACAGAAUAGUUCUCCUAUAGCUGCUUGUUAGCUUCACAUGCUCAUUCAAACAUUCACGUGUACUUUGCACACGGUAAUCGUUCAUGUGGCAAAAUACGUCAACAUCAUUCAUGGUAUCAGAGCAUUCUCUAGCUCAUGUUACCUUGAUGAAAGCAAUGUCUACUGCCCUCUACCUUCUGCAGUGGAACUCCUCUUUACCAAUACCCACCGGUCUCUCCCAUUUCCAGAGUCACCUGCCUCUGCGGGGAUGGGAGAGAGCAGUAGGUGGCGGUGAAAAGGAGGGGGGUCACAGAAGGUAGGAGACAGUGGUUUGGAAGCGUGAGCCAGAUAAUCACUUAUACCAUGAGUGAUGAAUGACUGUGAGUACGCCACACAAACACCUGCCAUACUCAUUGAUUAUGUAGAUAGUACAUUACAUUUGAAUGGGUAUGUGAAGUUACCAUGAAAUACUAUGAAGCAGCUGCAGGACACCUAUUAUAUCUCAUGCAUAGUGAGAAAAUUGUCAUAGGCUAUUGGAAGGAGUGUGUGCUGUUAAGUAUAUAUGUUGUGUUUGUCUUGUACAGGCCCAGGCCCAUAGUCUAGAGUGAGGCCCAGGCCCAUGUAACCUUGUAUAUAUGUCUCUCCUCCUCAAUACAGAAAACUGUUCGGUCAUUCUCUCUUCCUCACGUUUCCUAACAUGGUAUCAGAGCAGGACCAAACCCUAGUCCCUCUUCCAGCCGCCACCCAUGAAAUCGCCGCCGGUGAGGUGAUUCAGGCGGAUCUGUCUGGUGAGGAGACAUCCACAUCGCUGCCCCAUCCCAUCUUCGUCAUCAACCUGUAGGAGCUGCUCUCCAGCAGCUCCUUUGUGUGUCCUCACAGCUACUCUGUGAGAAUACUUCCCCUGCUCUCCAGCAGCCAUCUCCAGCAAGCUCUUGGUGCCUUCCCUGCUCUACAGCAAGCUCCAGGCGUUCCCCUUCUAUCCAGCAAGAUCCAGCAAGCUCCACCUUCUAUCCAGUGAGAUCCAGCUCCUGUUUGUGGCUGUCUGCUGCUCUUCUCUUGUUGCUGCCUGCAGCUGCUAUCAGAUUGGGUGUUUUCAGCUGCUGGCCGCUCACCACUAUGGCAAGAAAUGAUUUCGGAUUUGGUUCUUUGAUCAUAGAUAUCAAGCUUGAUGGUUCAAACUACAGGGAAUGGGCAUUUUUUGCCCGGACUGUCUUGAGGACGGCUGGUUUUGUUUCUCGUCUGACAGAUGAUCCACCUAGUCCAAAUGAUGAUGCAGCAAGGAAGUCUUGGCAAAAGAUCGAUGAUCGUGUGAUGGGAGUUUUAAUUCUGGGUGUUGAACCCUCACUCCGAAUGAGUCUUGAGCAUCACACUUCAGCUAAAGAGAUAUGGAAGUACUUUGAGCAGCGCUACCUUCAGCCCAGCAGUGCACUUCAUUUCUCCUUGUUGCAGAAUUUACACAACACUCAGCAGCCAGAAGACAUGUCCAUAGAAGAGUACUAUGGAGCUUUCACUCGCAUCACUGGGCAGCUAGGUUCCAUGGUUCCAAAGGGUAAUUCUGGUUGUGAGUCAUGUGCAGCAAAGGAAAAGUAUGACCAUCAGACUCUCAUGUUUCAGUUUGUGAUGGGUCUCAAGCCAGACUUUGAGAACAUUCGCACUCAAUUGCUUGGUCGUACGACUCCUCCCACCUUGACAGAGGCACUUGCUAGCUUGAUCGCUGAGGAGACUCGUCUCCGUUCUCUUGGGGCUACUUCUGCGCAGACUCUACACACUAGUGUUCUGGCUUUUCCUCAGCGGCCAGGUGCCUCCAAGGCCACACCUUCAGCUGUCGUCUGCUCGUUCUGCAAGAAGGCAGGACACCACAGAGAUGGUUGUUUCAAGCUUCAUCCAGAGCUGUUAGCUGAGUUUCAGGCUAGACGGGCCCUCAAUCAGCAGCGUCGUGCACCCCAGGCUCCUUAUCAGCAGCAAGCGAGGGGUGCUUCUGCAUCUGUUCUCUCUCAGCCCGCUGUUGCUGCAACCCAGCCUUGGGUUCUGGACUCUGGAGCUUCUUUCCAUGUGACCUCUGAUCACUCUCAGCUCAGGAUGGGAAUGGGCCAACCCGGCCCUGGCCUUGGACCCGGCCCUCAUGGCCCCAAGGCCAAUUUGAGAAGCCACGGGUCGACCCAUAUAAAAAAUAGUCAGUGGCCUUGUUGGCCCGAUGGGCAUUCCGGGUCGACCCAAAUUCUUGAUUUACAUUGUCUUGUGCACAAAUGAGAUGUUAAAAUUAGACACGCUUUAAUGGAAUCUAACUAGUGUAAGAAUUAAUAAAAUAUUUAAUACAUGGUAAUAGGAAAAAAUUAAGCCGUCUACUUGUGAUUUUGUACAUGCGCAUUUUGAUGAAACAUAUCAAGACAAUUUUGUUGUUCAUAUAUGCGAGCGUUCGCCGAAAAUUAUACAACUGACUGCAUUGUAAAAUUGGCUCCUACGACAAAGUCGGCAGGAUGAAGACUGCGGCUGUUGUGAGCUAUAAGACUAUAAGGCGGGCCGGCCCCGCUGACCCAACGGGUCACUCGGUGGCGGCCCUGUUGACCCAAAUCUUGUUUGAGGCCGACCCACGUGACCCAUUGGCCUUGAAUUUUUGGGUCGGGUCAGUGACCCGGCGGGCCGACCCGGCCCAUUCCCAUCCUGACUCUCAGCUUGUGUCUUGCCAGCCAGUGCGGGAUGGUGCCUCUGUUCAGACUGCUGAUGGACCGUCAGAGCAAGAGGGUCAUUGGAACUGGCCAUCGCCGUAGAGGAUCCACAUCCCUCUACAUCCUUGACACCUUACACCUUCCUUCAGCUUCCACCACAUCCGCGUUCCGGAUGGCUGCAUCAACAUCAAGAUCCACUUCGUCGUUUUCUUUUGCCCAGUGGCACCAUCGCUUAGGUCACUUGUGUG